AUGAGCGAACAAGCGUUUGCAUCACCUUUGCCGCAUCCGUUUUUUCCGGAACACAUUGAUCCACCAUUAUCAACUAAGAGACAAAAGCAACUUAAAGGGAUACAGAAACGUGUGCCACGGCUUAUCCGAAGUGCUCACUCAAUUAGUCGCUUUUCUGACCGUUACGAACUUCGCGGUCCUCGUUUUAUAAGGUUCACCACGAAGGGUAAGAAUCCCUUUGAUGACGAGAACGCCUUUUAUGAUAAAAAUGACCCGCGUGAAUACUUUGAACAGUGCUUUGAAAAGGAGAGAAAAAUAGGCGAAGGAUCAUUUGGAGAGGUUUUUCGUGUGAAAUCUAAAAAUGAUGGCGCAUAUUAUGCUGUGAAACGGACGAUAGAGCCAUUCAGGAACUCAAGGGAUAGAGAAAUGAAAUUACGCGAAGUGCAGAAACAUGAGCUUUUACCUAAGCACCCAAACUUAGUUGAGUUUAAAUGUGCUUGGGAGGAGAGAGGCCAGCUCUACAUUCAAACUGAACUUUGUGAGUACAGCCUAGCCGACUAUGCUCUACGCGUUCAUAAUAUCCCAGAGGAAGAACUUUGGGGAUACUUUGUUGAUAUGGUUGCCGCAGUUCAUCACCUUCACGAACAGGAUUUGCUACACUUGGACAUCAAGCCUGAAAAUAUAUUUGUCUCUAAAAAUAUGUGCAAGUUGGGCGACUUUGGUUUAGUUUACGAUUUGAAAGGGGUAUAG
Messenger RNA from Enterobius vermicularis (human pinworm), 729 nucleotides. Lineage: Eukaryota; Metazoa; Nematoda; Chromadorea; Rhabditida; Oxyuridae. The record is from the annotation of a GenBank genome assembly.